GUUCAAUUCAAGUAAUGCUCAAGGAGCUUUCCCAUGUGUCUCUAUUAUGUUAUACUGUAUAUAUGAAUACAUAUACAGUUGAAGUCAGAAGUUUACAUACACCCUAGCCAAAUACAUUUAAACUCAGUUUUUCAUGAGUCCUGGCAUUUAAUCGUAGAAAACAUUCCCUGUCUUAGGUCAGUUAGGAUCACUACUUAUUUUAAGAAUAAAAGUAGAGAGAAUGAUUUAUUUCAGCUUUUAUUUCUUUCAUCACAUUCCCAGUGGGUCAGAAGUUUACAUACUCUUUGUUAGUAUUUUGUAGCAUUGCCUUUAAAUUGUUUAACUUGGGUCAAAUGUUUUGGGUAGCCUUCCACAUGCUUCUCGCAACAAGUUGCUGGAAUUUUGGCCCAUUCCUCCAGACAGAACUGGUGUAACUGAGUCAGGUUUGUAGGCCUCCUUGCUCGCGCAGGCUUUUUCAGUUCUGCCCACAAAUGUUCUAUCAGAUUGAGGUCAGGGCUUUGUGAUGGCCACUCCAAUACCUUGACUUUGUUGUCCUUUGUUGAGCUACUGCUCAGGCCAUCGGCAAAACAAUGAGCAACAUGGUGGUUCUGAACUGGCAUAUUUGGCUGACUCUCACAGAGAUGCGUGACGCAGAGAAAGUCGCCCUCCUUGACACCCCGAUGUCACCCGAUGGUCUCCUUGGCAAUGCCAUGGAAGGCUUUUCAGAGUGCUUCAUUGAAGUGCAAACCCAAUCCCAAUCGAUGAAACACUUUCUGCCAAAGACAAAUAGCACUUCCCCUUUCCUGGCACGCUCCUGAUCUAAUUCUGUUCAGCGGAAAAUGAACGGUGUGCAUGUCACGAAUUAGCCCAACGAUUAGUUAUUACUAGCCCAAUCAAAGGCACUACUGAGCGAAUGCAGAGACUUGCUGCUUUGCCAUCUGAAAAACCUGGUUCUAAAUGUCAACUGGGCGAAAAGCACACUUUUCCCCAGCCAGCAAAUCUCCUUUUUAAGGGUUCCUCUCGACUCUGUGAGCAUGCACGCGUACCACACGAACGAGCAAGUACAGACCAUUCUUUGGUGUUUGUCUCAGUUCAAACUGGGGAAAACAUUGCCACUGAAGUAAUUUCAGAGAAUACUGGGUUUUAUGAUUGCAGUAUCCAUCGUCAUACCGUUAGGUCUGUUACACAUGAGACCUCUCCAGUACUGGCUCAAGCAACAUGUACCACAAUGUGCCUGGAGCCACGAGCGCAUGUGCAUUACGAUGACUCGCUGCUGCCUGGCUGCUCUAGCACCAUGGACAACGCUGGCCUUCUACCAACAGGGUGUUAUGCUGGGUCAAAUUUUCAGAAGGAAAGUGGUGACCACAGAUGUAUCCAACACAGGUUGAGGUGCAAUGUGCAAUGGACUCCUGACUUUCAGCACCUUGACAGGUGCGAAAAGAGCGUGGCACAUAAACUGCCUAGAACUACUGGCUGUCUUUCUAGCAUUGAGAGCUUUUCAUUCCGACAUUGUGAAUCACCACGUUCUGAUUUGUUUGGACAACACAACAGUAGUGGCGUACAUAAGUCACCUCUAAUGGAGCAGGCGUCAUCUCCUCUCACUGCGUGUGACACAUGUCCCAGGCUGCCUGAAUUACGGAGUGGAUCUGUUGUCACGCCAAGGAGCAUUACCAGGGGAAUGGAGAUUUCAUCCGCAGACAGUGAUGAGGAUUUGGGAAGUAUCCGGCAAAGCGGAAGUCAAUCUAUUCGCCACCGUGGAGAACGCCCCCUGUCCCCUUUGGUACUCCAUGUCCCAAGCCCCACUGGGCGUGGCGGUGAAACGCAAGUAUGCAUUUCCCUUGGUGCGCCUCCUUCAUUCUGUCAUCAGCAAAGUCCGAGUGGACAAGGAAACAGUUCUGUUAAUUGUGCCAAAAUGGCCCAUUCAUUCCUGGUUUCUGGAGAUGAUAGAAAUACUAGAUGGCCCACCAUGGGAAAUAUCGCUGAGGAGAGACUUCCUCUCUCAAGCAAAAGGCACAAUUUGGCAUCCUCAGCCAGAGCUGUGGAACCUACACAUGUGGCCCCUGAAUGGAGCACAUCGGAUGAGCCAGAAUUGGCUCAGUUGGUGAUGAACACCAUUUUAAAGGCUAAAGCACUGUCCACGAGAUGCCUCAAUGCACUUAAAUGGCAUGUGUUUGGAAAUUGGUGCUCUUCACAUGGUAAAGACCCAGUGAAUUGCUCCAUAGCUGAGAUUUUGACAUUUCUUCGAGAGCGGCUGGACGCUGGCCUUACUCCUUCAACACUCAAGGUUUAUGUAGCGACUCUCUCUGCAUACCACACCCCGGAGGCUGGCUCCUUGAUAGGCACACAUGAACUAGUCAUAAAGUUCCUUUGGGGAGCGAGACAUUUGAACCCCCUCGCCCUGCUAUGGUGCCAACUUGGAACUUAAAUCUGGUGCUGAAAGCACUCACAAACUCCCGUUCGAGCCAUUGGAAUCUGUUGAGCUGUGGGUGCUUUCCUUAAAGACCGCACUCCUAUUGGAGUUGGCCUCAUUUAAAUGGGUGGGUGACAUGCAGGUGCUGACAACUGACAGCUCAUGCCUGGAGUUUGGUCCAGAUCUGUCAAAAGCCACCAUUAAACCUAGAAAAGGCUAUGUGCCUAAGGUUUUAUCAAGCCCUUCAGGGCUCAGGUAGUUUGUUUGCAAGCCUUCUUUCCCUACAAUUUAAUUCAGAUGAGGAGCAGUCUAUGUAUAUGUUUUGCCCGGUGAGGGCAUUGCAUACAUAUAUCGAGCGCACUCAUCAGUUUAGGCUGUUGGAUGAGCUCUUUAUUUGUUAUGGAGGACACACAAAAGGAAUGUCCGUCUCCAAACAAAGGCUCUCUCACUGGAUCGUUGAUGUGAUCGCCCUCGCUUAUGAAUCACAGGGCGUGAAUUGCCCUAUUGGUAUCAAAGCGCAUUCAACCAGAGGCAUGGCCUCUUCAUGGGCGUGGACAAACAGUGUGUCCUUACAGGAUAUAUGUUUGGCAGCAAGAUGAUCCUUACAAAACAUGUUCAUGAGGUUUUAUAACCUGGACAUGGCGUCCAUCUCCUCACAAGUCCUCUCUGUAUAGAGUGCUUCUUACAUUCAGCGGGUGAGCCCAGGCCCUUAAUACGGGUGGGCUACUGACUAUAAUCCACAUAGGAACCUGUUUAUAUACUGUUAAACUGCCCCUUUAAAAGUCACAAGCACUCCCAUAAAGAAAUAAAACCUACAUUUCCAACCAUGUUGUGAAAGGGUUAAUAAACCAUACUGUGUAUAUCUAUAUGGUUCAUAUAGCUCCCAGACUACAUUAAUUUCCAUAUGGCGUCUGCCUCAUGGGGCUAUUCAUAUACACUCAAAUAUGUCUUGUAAGUCAUCAGCCUGUGGACUGUGACUCCUUGUGAAUAUCUCUAUUUAGCGUUUUAACUCUGGGAGUGUGAUGUCAUGUGAUGUCGGCGUGAUGGGAUAUAGUUCCCCAUAAGUGCUUGCAGCAAUGACGAGUGAACUAAAUCGAAAGGGAACGUCUCUGGGAACCAUGGUAACGUGUAACCGGAGACGUUAUCCUGACUCGUGUAAGCAUUAACAGUGUGCAUGAAGUAUUGAGGAUAUCAUAGCAUGUGGAUAAUAUCAGAACCAGAUGUGCAUUUUUUACAAGUUAGAAGGAUCCAUUCCACCAGUUAAUUUUCUCUUCUCAUAACAUCUUUGUGAAAUAUUAUCCAAUGUUUCUAUAUACACUUAAAUGUUUUUCACAGUCUCAAUGUUACAAAUUUCUUUAUUUAUUUUGUUGGUACCAGAGAAAUGCAGUGUUUGUUUACCGGUGUCUCCAUCCAUCAUGGUGACGGGGGCGUGUUUGAUGACGUAAUCUAAUACUAUCUAUAUAUAGAGUCUGUGUGUGUGUGUCAAAUAUGUAUUGUACUGUAUACAUUUAAAGGAAACUUAAUCAUAUAUGUCCAACUAAACCAUACAUUACCAUACAUGUUAUUUCUUAUCCAUUUUAGAAUGCUUCUGUGAAGGUGGCGAUGACAAACGCAUCCCUCUGCUGAGAGAUGUGUUCGAAGCUUUC
This is a messenger RNA of Myxocyprinus asiaticus (Chinese sucker), 4035 nucleotides long. RefSeq lists its product as uncharacterized. The record is from RefSeq and is a predicted model, not a curated record. The transcript has 2 exons. Bases 893 to 2404 code for a protein of 503 amino acids. Lineage: Eukaryota; Metazoa; Chordata; Actinopteri; Cypriniformes; Catostomidae.